UUGUUCUCCUAACCUCCUCGUCCUCCUCCAAAUUUCUUAGUUGCAGCCGUGGAGAACUCGGGUUAAUACUCUCUCUCCGUCUCGCGAUUUAGUUUUUGUUGCUUCUUUAGUGAAUUGAAUCGAAGAGGGAUCUUGAAAAAGUAAAAGAGAUGGAGUCUACACCACGAAGAAGUGGAGGAGGCGUGUUCGAAGGUAUCUACAAGUUGAUUAUGCGCCGUAACUCCAUCUACGUUACCUUCGUCAUCGCCGGCGCUUUUGCCGGUGAGAGGGCUGUGGAUUAUGGUGUUCGUAAACUAUGGGAGUACAACAAUGUUGGGAAACGUUAUGAAGAUAUUCCAGUUUUGGGGCAAAGGCCAACAGAAGAAUGAGCUUUUGAGUUCUUCUAGCCAUUUUGAGGAUUCAGAGCAAGCGCUUGUGCUGUAGUAAGCAAUUUUAAUUUUUGCAAUAAAUAUAAUUUGUUUGAAUGCACGAUUAUUGUGUUCAACAAUGUUUCCUCCAGUGCACUCUGGGAUUGUUGACUGGGUAUAAAUUAUGUAGGCUACAAUGAUUUGACAGGGACAUGUUUUUAUUAAGUCUGCUUCAAUUUCUUGUCAAGUCA
Populus euphratica (Euphrates poplar) is the source of this 598-nucleotide messenger RNA. Its product is annotated as cytochrome b-c1 complex subunit 9-like. Gene Ontology annotation, cellular component: respiratory chain complex III. NCBI's taxonomy places the organism in Eukaryota, Viridiplantae, Streptophyta, Magnoliopsida, Malpighiales, Salicaceae. The record is from RefSeq and is a predicted model, not a curated record. Gene Ontology annotation, biological process: mitochondrial electron transport, ubiquinol to cytochrome c. The transcript is spliced from 4 exons. The coding region runs from base 150 to 368 and encodes 72 amino acids.